Molecule: messenger RNA, 684 nt
Organism: Drosophila suzukii
Lineage: Eukaryota; Metazoa; Arthropoda; Insecta; Diptera; Drosophilidae
Product: keratin, type II cytoskeletal 68 kDa, component IB
Source: RefSeq, a predicted model, not a curated record
GGCGAUCCAGUGGUUACAGCAUUCGAGUGUCACACUUCGAGACGCACAGCGAAAGUAACAAAAAAAAAACCAACCAGGAUCUACUCACCACCGAGUCAGGACUUCAAGUUUUUAAAACCGAAUCAACCAAGAUGAAGGUGUUCAUUGUACUCUGCGCUCUGGUGGCCUGCGUUUCGGCCGGAGUGGUACGAUCCUCGGGCUGGGGAUCGAAUCCUUGGGGCAGUGGCAGUUCUGGAUGGAACAGUGGUUGGACCGUCCAGCAGCCACAGGUCAUUAAGGUCAUCAAACUGGGCGGCAACUCUGGAUGGGGAGGUGGCAACUCCGGAUGGGGAGGCGGCAACUCUGGAUGGGGUGGCAACUCCGGAUGGGGCGGCAACUCUGGAUGGGGCGGUGGCAAUUCCGGAUGGGGUGGCAAUUCCGGAUGGGGUGGCAACUCUGGCUGGAGCAGCGGCAACUCUGGGUGGUCUAGUUCCGGUUCCAAUAGUGGCUGGUGGUAAAGGAUCCUAGAUCACUAUGGACCACCUCUAGGAAACAAAACCCCAUCACCAAUCCCGCCCAGUUCCCGCACCCGCCUCCCUCUGCACCUGGUUCACAAUUCACGAUUUUGUAACAUAGUUUUUAAGUACCUUUUUUUUGUGUAACAAAUGAAUAUAUAAAUAAAUCAAAUGCAUAAAUUCAACGAAA